UCUGAGGACCAGUCAGCCACGACAACCCCCAGUGCCACGUGUGCCCCAUCGCCGCCCUGUGCCGCCCGCGCGAUGGCGUCGUUCACCCGGGCGUCGGACAGCGACGCGUGGGCUCUGUUGGCGCUGAAGUCGGCGCCGGCCUCGCCGUCGAGCAUCCAGUGGGCGCCCAAUCAGGAGUCGCGACCCAUCGCACGGCUCGAGACUCGCGAGUUUGAGUUCAUGAUCCGACAGAACCGCAUUGUUAUCGGCAGGAACUCCUCCCGCGGCGAAGUGGACGUCAAUAUGGGUCACUCGUCCUUCAUCUCCCGACGACAUAUUGAGAUUCAUUACGACAGUCACCACUUCUAUAUGAUCUGCAACGGCAAGAAUGGCGUCUUCGUCGACGGCGUCUUCCAGAGGAAGGGCGCGCCGCACCUGCAGCUGCCCAAGACGUGUAUCCUCCGGUUCCCCUCAACAAACAUCAAAUUAGUCUUCCAAUCAUUGGUCGAGGACUCGAGUUCUAACUCCGGGCGCGAGUCAGUCAAAGGCCAGUCGAUGGCACCCCUGAAGGUGAACAUUCCCGACUCGACGGACCCGGACUUCGCCAGUCCUAUUCCAUCACCCGCUGGAACUAUAAGUGCCGCCAACUCGUGUCCGGCCAGUCCCAGAGGCCGACACCGAAACGAGUCGUCGAGGGAUCUUCAGAUGAUGGUGGCGUACGCGGCGGCAGCCGUGGCCACCGACGAGCACCGGGUAGGGGUGGCGCACAACGAGUCUACGCCAAAGUCGAUGUCUAUGGGUCUCCGGGAGGCGCCCCCAUCGAACAACAUUAGUAAUGAUUAUUAUUUGGUGCCACAAUCGGGUGGACACGAAUCCAAUGCCAACAGUCCCGGCGAAGUGGACGACUCGAAGCCUCCCUACUCUUACGCUCAACUCAUAGUUCAAUCGAUAUCGUCGGCCAUCGAUAAGCAGCUGACACUCAGCGGAAUCUAUUCGUAUAUCACAAAGAAUUACCCGUAUUAUAGGACAGCAGAUAAGGGAUGGCAGAACUCUAUUCGGCACAACCUAUCGUUGAACCGGUAUUUCGUGAAAGUGCCGCGUUCUCAGGAGGAGCCGGGAAAGGGAUCCUUUUGGAAAAUAGACGCUCAGUCGGAGCCUAAACUCAUUGAACAGGCGUUCAAAAGGCGACGGCAGCGGCCGAUGACGUGCUAUAGAAACCAAUUGGGCGGUUCCGCCUCCCGGUCGGCCCCCGCCUCGCCCAACCACAGUGGUCUGACCAGCGGGUUGGCCACACCCGAGGACCUGUCCCGAGAGCCCAGUCCUAUACCUGAACCUCUAGAAAGCGAAAUAAUAUCGUCGAUGGGUCCGCCAUCGUCUUACCUAACAGUGCCAACCACUAUAGAAUACAAAUUCACCAGCAAAUCAGCGCCCGGUUCGCCAGGAAUUGCCAACACAUCCGACUUUAAUGUCUCGCAAUUUGCGGACAAAUCACCAGAACUAGUGGUCACUCAUACCUCAAUGCCCACCAAUGGUGUCAACUCUAGUGACAAAGAUUUCGAACACGAGUUGAGUUUUCCGCGGACGUCAGCCCCGCGCGCCAUAGCUGUGGACAACAACACAAUAAUACUUCAGACCUCGUUAUCGUCGACGACAUCUCAGCCGACGGUUAUAGUACAGGCGCCGCCCCUCUCGAACUCUGCCGGAAAUGGCAACUCGUCGGUCAUAUCGCGCGUCUACGGCACGGAAGCGGCCAACGCCUACAAAGUGUCGGUUCCGGCGGUGGCGAUGAAACGGCCGGCACCUGACUCUGCGGUGAUGACAAUCGGUAGUCAUACGACAGGCGACGAGACGGGGCCCACAAUGGUUGCCGUGUCGGCCGCCGAUGACGUGGACUCCAGUAGUCUAUCACUUAAGCGAAUUCGAGUCGGAAAUGACGGUCAGGACGACGAGGAGUACGAGUCAUCGCGAAUGAGCUCUUGAUUUAGCGAAACCCCAAGUGUUUUCGACGCGAAUCACAACUUAUUAUAAUAUAAAUUGGACUCAAUAUUUGACUCCAAACACCAAACAAAACAAAUCAAACUAUUGUUUAUAUUUAUGUUUUCUCUCUCUAUCUCUCACUUCUCUCUCCCAUCUCUCUCUACCUCUCUUUUGAUGUCUAUUAUUGUUUUAAUUGUUUGAUUAUUUGGUUUAUUUCCCCCUCUUAUCGAUUAUAUUAAGUGUACAAUUCGUUUAAGUGUUGCGGACUUUUAGGUCAACAAAAACAAAACAAAUGUAUUGACAGAACACAACAAAUACAUAUAAACACCCAUUGAUUGAUUGAUUUGAUGACAAAAACCUUAUAUUUUUGUGUCGUUUAAGACACUAAUUGAACCGUUUAAGAGGUUUUUGUUUAUUAAUACUGUAUUGAUUAUAAUUAAAUAGUAGUUGUGAGUGAAACCGAUCGCCACCUGCGAGUAAAACACGUCGUCUCGCCUCCCGUUCCGCCUCUACUCUUAUCUCCUCUCUCUCCUCCCUGUCCUAUAAAUAGAUGUACUCUUUGUUUAUAUAACUAUCUCUUGAACUAAACGCUAGUCAGGAACUCAAACAUAUUUUUCAAAUUAUGACAACAAAAGCAUUGAGUGUUACGCGCAUCCCUUCCCACUCGACUCCAGUGUCUAUCUCUCUCCUCGACUAUCCGUAUCACUCGAUAUAAGUUAUGUAUUUUCAU
Messenger RNA from Oppiella nova, 2686 nucleotides. NCBI's taxonomy places the organism in Eukaryota, Metazoa, Arthropoda, Arachnida, Sarcoptiformes, Oppiidae. The record is from the annotation of a GenBank genome assembly.